AUGGAGCUUAGAAAUCAAACUCUUAUUAACCAUUUCAUCUUCAUUGGGUUUUCUCAGAACUUGAAGACUUGUGUUUUGCUUUUUGUGUUAUUUUUUAUCAUCUAUAUAUUGACGGUCCUGGGGAACAGCUUCCUGAUCUUCACCAUUAUCGUCAGUCCUAAGUUACACACUCCUAUGUAUUAUUUCCUAUGUAAUUUGUCUUUUGUAGAUUUAUUCUACUCAUCAUCCACUGUUCCAAAGCUUCUUUUUGAUCAAUUUUCAAAGACUAGAAGGAUCCCGCUCAUUGGUUGUCUCAUACAAAUGAAUAUUGGUCUAUUUCUAGGAGGAACUGAAUGCAUCCUGCUGGCGGUGAUGGCCUAUGACCGGUAUAUCGCUAUAUGCUUCCCUUUAUAUUACACCACCAUUAUGAGCUGGAGGGUCUGUAGAUGGAUCUCUAUUAUUAUGUGCGUAGGAACUUUCAUUUUAUCAUCUGUUCCCACUAUGGUAAAACCUCUUAUAUUCUGCAAAGGAAACACAUUGGACCAUUUUGUUUGUGAGAUCUUGGCCCUUCUGGAGGUGGCGUGUGGUGACCUCUCCUUUUAUAAGAUAACUAUAGUUGCUAUCGGGUUUUUCACAAUAUUGUCACCAAUUGUCCUCAUUGUUGUGUCUUAUAUUUGUAUUAUUGAUUCUAUAUUAAAAAUCCGAUCAGUAGAAGGAAGAACCAAGGCUUUUUCCACCUGCGCCUCCCACCUCACUGUGGUGUUGAUAUUUUUUCUUACAACUAUGACCAUGUACAUGGGGCAGAAAAGGAGCUUCUCAUCUUAUCUCAAGUAUAUUUCCCUGAUGUAUACCGUCUUAACUCCCGUAUUAAAUCCAGUGAUCUACAGCCUGAGGAACAAUGAUGUGAAAAGAGCCUUUCGGAAAAUCCUGACGGCAGGUUCUAUGACACAUACAAUGUCCUAG
Hyla sarda is the source of this 942-nucleotide messenger RNA. Its product is annotated as olfactory receptor 2D3-like. Bases 1 to 942 code for a protein of 313 amino acids. NCBI's taxonomy places the organism in Eukaryota, Metazoa, Chordata, Amphibia, Anura, Hylidae. Gene Ontology annotation, molecular function: G protein-coupled receptor activity; olfactory receptor activity. Gene Ontology annotation, cellular component: membrane. The transcript has a single exon. The record is from RefSeq and is a predicted model, not a curated record. Gene Ontology annotation, biological process: G protein-coupled receptor signaling pathway.